This is a messenger RNA of Vitrella brassicaformis, 2382 nucleotides long. The record is from the annotation of a GenBank genome assembly. NCBI's taxonomy places the organism in Eukaryota, Vitrellaceae.
GAAGCGGGCCGAAGGAGAGGAGGAGCCUUCCUGGGGUCUGAAUCCCUGGUUCCAUCCCCUGCAGGGCAGAAAGUGUCAAGAUGGAUGUGGAGAAGAAGCUGGAGCUGUCGCUUGACGACCUGAUAGCCAAGGAGGGCCGAGGGAGAGGGCGAGGGCGAGGCGGCUCGCGAGGCGGCAUGGUCGGUGGUGGGAGGGGCAGUGGAUCUGGCGGCAGGGGUGGUGGUGGAGGUGGUGGCGGCAGUGCGAUGGACGUCGACAUGACCGGCGGCGGAUAUGGGCCGCAGAGGAGAAGCAGGGGAGGAGGAGGCAGACAGAGCGACAGAUUCUCCCCCUACCAGAACGGUUCGUGCGCACACAAACGGUGAACGAACAGGCAAACAGCAUUGUGUGUGUAUGUGUGAUGCCUGGUUGAGUGGGUGCAGGUGUCGUGCGUGGCUCAGGAGGGCGGGGCGGUCGAGGCGGCGGUCGAGGUGGCGGCUUCGCGAGCCAGUCGCAGGCGCACAGCUUCCAGAAUGGCGUGGUGCCCGACCGGCUCCUGACGUCGAGUGUGUUCGUGUCGAACGUGCCGCAGUGCAAGGCUGGCGACCUCCGCAAACACAUGGCAUCCGUCGGCACCGUCGCAAACGUCAACAUGCUCUACUCCAGCGGCGGACAGUUCAUCGGCAGCGCGUAAACGACCCACACACACAUACAAGAGUGGCUGGCAUCAUGGUGGUUGUGGAGUAUUCUUGUGUCAUGGUGGGUGUGUGGUUCAGUGUCGUUGACUACGCGACCUUUUCCGACGCGAAGCGAGCGAUCGGUGAACUGAACGGCACCACAUUCAGAGGAAGCACCCUCGCCGUGCGGGAGGUAAGGAGGCCAACGUCAUCGGUUAACCAAUCUGCCCCCCUCCCUCUGUCUCUCUCUCGGUGUAUGUGUGUGUGUGUCGCGGCCUGUGUCAUCAGAACAACCCCGACAAGGACAGGACGUUCCACACUGCCCCCAUGGUGGCCGGCGGCGCCCCCCCUGCCCUCCGAGGCGGCCGUGGCGGCAUGGGCGGCCCCCCCGGCGGCAUGCAGCGCCAGUUCCCCGCGCCACACAUCUACCCCGCACCAGCCGGACCGCAGAACGUCAACAUCGGCGACAGACAAGUGCUCAUCUCGGGGGUGAGCGACCGAGCCGAGCGAGCCACGGGGGAGGGAGGGAGGGGGGGGCCAUGGGCAUGGGCAGCGGGGAACGGAACGGGCCUUUGUGUGCAUGGCAUGUGUGUCGCGUGUGUGUGCGUUGUGUCGACCAGAUCCAGGGAGUGGUGUCAUGGCAGGAUGUGAAGGACGCCUUCAAGACAGCUGGUGAGGACUAUGUAUGGGACGACAGACACGACGGGCGGGGCGCCGGCCGACACGACGGCUGCUCUGCCGUGCGUGCUGCCCUCAGUGUUGACAUUCGUGGGGACAGAAUGAUAAAUAUGAUACGAAGGAUAGCUUGCUUGAUUAGAUCAGUGCAUAAAUAGCUAGACGAUUUGUGCGCUGGUGGAUGGAUGGAUGGCUGGGUGGGAUGGAUGGGAUGUGUGGGUGGAGGGAUGGGUGUGAUGGUCGGGGGCAUGUUGGUUGGUUGGUUGGCUGGGUCGGUGUGUAGGUGAAGUGGAGUUCGCGGACAUCCUCAAGGACAGCUGGGUCAGCUCAGCCACCACACACAACACACACACACAACACACACACACACACACAGCACAGACACACAAUGCUCCCUCUCUGUGUGCCUGUUGAUCAAUCAGGGUCAGCCGACGGGCAAGGCGAUUGUGCGCUACCGAAAUGCAGCCGACGCACACCGGGCUGUCAGUAAGUGCAGCAAACUCACAACACGACACACCACACCACGGGCAGACAGGCCGUUCCUCCGUGUCUAAUUCCGUCCAUUUGGGCCCCCCCGUGGCCGUCGACGGUUUCGCUCUCGGAGGAUACCGACACACCACACACCCCGCCCCCACCAGACUGGUCUCUGUGUGCGGAGAGAGAUGAGAGAGAGGGCCCGGUGUGCACAGACCAGAUCAGACCAGAUCAGAUGCCGUGUGUGCUGGUGUCCGUGCGGCCCGGCCGGGAGGCUGUAGUGUGCAAUCAUCCGUGUCUUCUUUUGUCUGUCUUGUGUUGUACUGUGUGUGCAGAUGAGUACAACGGGGGUCAGCUGAACAACAGGGCCAUCCAGGUGCAGAUCGACAGAGUGUGACUGACGCCUCUGAACGACCGACGGACCGACAGAGCGAGGAGACGGAGGACUCAUCAAGACAGAGACGGACAGACAGAGGCGCACAGAAAGGCCGUAUGUUGGUGUAAGUGUGAUCCCGCCCUCCCACUGGAGCGAGUGUGGUACGUGCCAUCCCACAGACUGACGUGAGGGGGAGGGAGG